UCUUCUAUAUCAACCCAUCAACAAAACAGCUAUAUAUAGAUCACUUGCCACUGUUAUAGAUUCAGCAACAAGAAAAACAUUAGUUUUUCAUUAGUAUCUUAUAGUUGCAAUAUACAUAAUGAAAAUGAGUAAUUACUUCAAAGUUUUGAUUCUUUGUCUUUUGGAAGUUGCAUCAACUCAAGCUCAAUUGCAGCUAGGAUUUUAUACUUAUAGUUGUCCAAGUGCUGAACAAAUCAUUCAAAACUUUGUUCAUGAACAUAUCCAUAAUGCUCCAUCACUUGCUGCAACAUUAAUAAGAAUGCACUUUCAUGAUUGUUUUGUCAGAGGAUGUGAUGCAUCAAUCCUUUUGAACUCAACAAACAAACAAGCUGAAAAAGAUGCUCCUCCAAAUCUUACAGUUAGAGGCUUUGAUUUUAUUGACAGAAUAAAGAGUCUUGUUGAAGCUGAAUGCCCUGGUGUAGUUUCUUGUGCUGAUAUAAUAGCUUUAACUGCAAGAGACUCUAUUGCAGCUACUGGUGGGCCCUAUUGGAAAGUUCCAACAGGUAGAAGGGAUGGAGUCAUAUCUAAUUUGGUGGAAGCAAGAAACAACAUUCCUGCUCCAUUUCACAACAUCACCACCCUCCAAUCUCGCUUUGCAAAUCAAGGACUUGAUUUAAGAGACUUAGUCCUCCUCUCUGGUGCUCACACAAUUGGUAUCUCCCUUUGCACAUCAUUUUCAAACCGUUUGUACAAUUUUACCGGAAAGGGUGAUCAAGAUCCAUCACUUGACAGUGAAUAUGCGACGAAUCUCAAGACAUUCAAGUGCAAAAACAUCAAUGACAUUACUACUAUAGUCGAAAUGGACCCCGGAAGUCGGAAAACAUUUGAUCUUAGUUACUAUAAUCAAGUUGUGAAGAGAAGGGGUUUGUUUGAAUCUGAUUCUGCAUUGUUGAAAAAUUCAGUUACAAAAGCUCUUGUGACUCAAUUGCUUCAUGGGUCACUUGAAAAUUUCUAUGCUGAAUUUGCAAAAUCAAUUGAGAAAAUGGGCCAAAUUAAAGUUAAGACAGGGUCGCAUGGAGAGAUUAGGAAACAUUGUGCAUUUGUAAAUAGCUAAGAAUCUUGACUUGUUGAUUUUAUAUUUUAGGGUUUGGUUAAUUGUGUCAUGUCAUGUUGUAUCUCCAUAAGAUAGACCCCUAUGUUGUAUGUGUGUUCUAUAUUUUUCUUUUGUUUUUGAACAAUUUAUGGGUGUUAUAUGCAUGUUGUAAUAAUUGUAAUAAUAACAAGUGGGUUCCAUUAAA
This is a messenger RNA of Trifolium pratense (red clover), 1277 nucleotides long. RefSeq names its product peroxidase 3-like. The coding region runs from base 119 to 1093 and encodes 324 amino acids. Gene Ontology annotation, molecular function: peroxidase activity; heme binding. The transcript has 4 exons. NCBI's taxonomy places the organism in Eukaryota, Viridiplantae, Streptophyta, Magnoliopsida, Fabales, Fabaceae. Gene Ontology annotation, biological process: response to oxidative stress; hydrogen peroxide catabolic process. Gene Ontology annotation, cellular component: plant-type cell wall; plasmodesma. The record is from RefSeq and is a predicted model, not a curated record.